CGAGUAGCUCAAAAAGUUAAGCCAGCGGAAGAAGAGAUCGCGAAAAAAAUCAAAGAAAGAAAGAGAAUGGAGCCGCAACGCCUAACGGAAGAGAGGAUAGCAGGGAUGGACAUCGGAGAUGAGAAUUUGACCCCACAGGAGCGAGAACGUGUGAUAGAAAUCCUGAAGACAUGUGAUAAGGCCAUAGCUCUUAGUGACGAGGAGCGCGGUAGGGUUGACCCUCGAUACGCUAAGCCAACAAGGAUUUACACGAUACCACAUGUUCCUUGGAAUGACGUGGGAUGGAAAUACGUCCAGAAAGAGAAGGAAGAAGUUAUCGCUUUCCUGAAAGAAAAGAUGGUUUCCCAUGUUGCGGAGCCGUCUGAUAGCGCUUAUGCUAAUCGAUGGUUCUUCCUACGAAAGCCGAAUGGCAAGAUCCGAUGGAUCCAGGACCUUCAGAAGGUCAACGCGGUGACGAUACGAGACGUGGGCUCCGUGCCACACGCCGAUUUACUGGCAGAAGACGCCGCAGGUAGGUCGAUUUAUUCGGUCUGUGAUCUGUUCUUAGGCUAUGAUGAGGUGCCACUUGACCCUAGAGACAGGCACCUCAUGGCUAUGCAUACGCCAUUGAGACUAAUACAGAUGAUGGUUGUCCCUAUGGGUUGGACUAAUGGGGUAGCCGUUUUUCAGAGAGCCAUGGUAGCCGUCCUCAAGGACUUCAUCCCUGAUAAGGUUGAAGUUUUUCUGGAUGACUUUCCUAUAAAAGGGUCAGUAAACAAGGAUGAGGCAGAGGUUGCACCUGGAGUUAGAAGAUUCGUCGAGCAGCACCUAACGGAUAUUUGCGCGGUACUCGAGCAGCUGGACGAUGCGAAUCUAACAGUCAUCGGAACAAAGAGCCGAUGGGUCGUCUCGACUAUUAAGAUCUUGGGCUUUAUCUGUGACUCGAGGGGACGCCGAGAAGAUCCGGCGAAGUGAGAUAAACUCCUCAACUGACCGUCACCAUUACAUAGUCCAACCGAG
This is a messenger RNA of Chara braunii, 999 nucleotides long. Lineage: Eukaryota; Viridiplantae; Streptophyta; Charophyceae; Charales; Characeae. The record is from the annotation of a GenBank genome assembly.